This is a messenger RNA of Penicillium cinerascens, 1020 nucleotides long. RefSeq lists its product as uncharacterized. Gene Ontology annotation, cellular component: plasma membrane. The transcript has 2 exons. Gene Ontology annotation, molecular function: high-affinity potassium ion transmembrane transporter activity. NCBI's taxonomy places the organism in Eukaryota, Fungi, Ascomycota, Eurotiomycetes, Eurotiales, Aspergillaceae. Bases 1 to 1020 code for a protein of 339 amino acids. Gene Ontology annotation, biological process: intracellular potassium ion homeostasis; potassium ion import across plasma membrane. The record is from RefSeq and is a predicted model, not a curated record.
AUGCAGUCCGAUAAUCCUUAUAUGGAUUGGGGUAUCCUGAACCUGGACUCAGACAAUGAUUACGACGACUCCCAAUUGAGUAUGCCGAUCAUGGCUGAUCAUUUGGGAUUCAGUCCACUUACACUACACUAUGCUUAUUUCGUCCUCAUACCUGCGAUCGCCAGCAUCAUAUUCUAUACGGCUUCAACGCAGAUCCACGACCUCCACUAUGUUGAUGGGUUGUUCAUGUGUUUCAGCGCCAUUACGGGGACGGGAUUGAACGUGAUGAACCUGUCUAUACUAAAUUCUGUACAACAAGGCACCCUGUUCACCCUUCUUAUCCUCGGGCAUGCUAUUCCUAUUUUCGGUUUCAUCUCUUUAAAACGUGCCUGGUCGCUCAAUUCAGCUCUGAAACAUAGUUCAAACAAGGAAACGGGAGAGCAGAAUGUGCCUCGCACGCCAACGUUGCAAAUGCAAAAAGAGCAAAUCACCGAGGAUAUUAUUUUGGCUCCAGUGACGGCCAAGGCGAAAGUCACCACUGCAGUGAGAGAGGUUCCAGCGGAUGUUUCGUCUCCUGGUGAGCCCGAGGGAUCAUGGAACGACUAUGGCUUCAUGGUUGUCACAGACCUGACACAUCGUGAUCAAAAUCAACCAGUCGCUUCCAUCACAAUAAUCGGUAACAAGAAAGAUGUCAACAAUGGAAAGGCAAAGAUUUUACGCGUGAAUAUUAGACUGAAGAACAUGAUGCAAUGGGCAGCAGACCGCCUGGCCCGCAAAGACUCAAUCCACUUCAGUGCGCCCGGUGGGGUGGAGUGUAUGGCACUUUUCCUGAUAUCAGUGCUUGUCAUAUUAUAUUUUAUCGGGUUCCUUCUUCUCGGUAUUGUGAGCCUCGGCCUCUGGUCAAAGUUUGUUCGCCCAGACAUUCCACGCGAAAAUGGAGCCUCGCCUUUCUGGGCAGGCGCUUUUCUUGCUACAUCUGCGCUUUCCAACAACGGCCUGUCUCUUAUCGAUACCAACAUGGGCCCUUAUCAGAAAGAGUGA